This is a messenger RNA of Dujonia railenensis, 1188 nucleotides long. The record is from the annotation of a GenBank genome assembly. Lineage: Eukaryota; Fungi; Ascomycota; Pichiomycetes; Serinales; Debaryomycetaceae.
AUGCCGUCGUUUUUCUCGAGGAGGAAACCUAUAUUCAUCACGAUAGUGGUGAUCCUAUUCCUUCUAGUAGUUACUAAGCUAUCCACGUCGAAGGAAUCGGCAGCGAAAAACUUACAAGACGCUUUAUCGAUUCCAAAUGAUAAUAAUUUGUUGCUGAGUAUCGCGUUGCUUCUGUCACAACACAAGGAAGAUGAGUUUUUGCAGAAGUUGGAGAAGAUUCACAAGAAGCUUUUGGAUAAGCAGGAGCAGAGACUCGUGCUCUUGGAAGAGCAAAAUAUAAUGCUCGUUAAGGAAUUGAACUCGUUGAAAAAGCCACCUCACGAUGCUUCCUUGAGAGACAAGUUGGUCCACUUAUACCCUUACGAUAGAUCGGUCAAGUUCCCUGCCUAUAUAUGGCAAUCAUGGAAACAUGGAUUGAACGACGAAAGGUUCGACGAGAAAUUUAGACAGGGUGAAACGGAGUGGGCCUGGAAGAACCCAGGGUUUGUCCAUGAAUUGUUUAACGACGACACUGCCAACGCUAUGAUCCAUCAUUUGUACGUCUCCAUUCCAGAGAUUGUCAGGGCAUACGAUAUGUUGCCUGAAGUGAUCUUGAAAAUGGAUUUCUUCAGAUACUUGAUCCUUUUUGCUCGUGGUGGUGCUUAUGCAGACAUCGAUACAGUCCCACUUCAGCCAAUCCCCAAUUGGAUUCCAGAGAAUGUGUCUCCUAACGAGUUGGGGAUGAUCAUAGCGGUAGAUAUUGACUCGUCUGCCUCGAACUGGAGGGAAAUCUACUGGAGAAGGUUACAAUUUGGACAAUUUAUCCUUCAAGCUAAACCAGGACACCCGAUCUUAAGGGAAAUCAUUGCUCAAAUCACGGAACUUACGUUGGAAAGAAGUAACAACGACGAAUUAAAUCUUGGAGAUAGUGUAGCGGCCAAGGGUUUGGAGCUUCAAAAAUGGACAGGGUGUGGAAGAUGGACCGAUGUGGUGAUGACUUACUUUAAUGAUUACAUGCAGAGUUCUAUUUAUUCCAAGAUCACUUGGAAGGAAUUUCAUAAGUUGAAGGUGCCAAAGUUGGUAAGUGAUGUUUUGGUUUUACCAAUAUCCUCAUUUGCCAGUGAGUUGGAAAUACCAAAGGACGGAAAGAUCGAAGAUCCGUUAGCAUUUGCCAAGCAUUACGCCGGUAAGAUCUGGAAGACAACGUAA